AGAUAUACGUUUUUCACUUCGGAAUUCGUUCUCUUCCUCUUCUUUUUUCACUGCUUGCACCAUCACAGAAAAGCUGAGUUCAAGUGCGAGUAAAUAUAUUCGACUAAUUAAUUAAUUGAAGUGUUUCCGCCAGCAAAGAACCCCGCCAACAGCAAAACAGUGGCAAAAGCGUCUUCCUCUGUUGCAGGUACCCGCGUUCCUUGCUUGAAAUUUUUUUGUUUGUGUGUGUGUGUGUGUUUGCGAAGUUCUUUUCUCACUAAUUGUACUCUUUUCUUUUUUCCUUUCUGUGAUCCUACGUUAUUUGUUGGCUUGCGGUGUUUUCUGCGCAUCGCACCCGUUAAUACGCCUCCCUUUUCCCCACGCUGUUUGAUAGCAGCGAUCAAAAAAAAAAAACGAAGAACUGUAACGUUUAAAGUGAAGUCCUUGACUUCCCGCCCUCUUUUUUUUUUCUACUCUCCCAGUCCUCUAGAACGGAUUCCAAACGCAUCAUGUCGAAUCCGGCGUUAAUCGAGCACCUCAUCGAGGCUCUACCCAAGGCUGAACUGCAUCUUCACAUUGAGGGUACUUUAAGCCCUGAGCUACUGUUCGCACUCGCGAAAAAGAAUGGGGUCGAGCUGCCGUACAAGACGCUCGAAGACGUACGCGCCGCGUACAACUUCCCUGAUCUGCAGUCUUUCCUCAACCUCUACUACCGAGGCAUGUCUGUUUUGAUCACCGAAGAUGACUUCGCCGAGCUCGCCUACGCCUAUACGCGCAUGAUGCACGAAAAUCGUGUCUGCCACGCGGAGCCCUUCUUCGAUCCUCAAGGCCACGUCGGGCGCGGGGUGACCUUUCGUGUGGUGUACGAUGGCCUCCAGAAAGGCUUCAAGCGCGGCGCCGCAGAGUUCGGCAUAAGCGUCUCUCUCAUUUUCAGCUUCCUGCGGCACCUUUCUGAGGAGGAGUGCUUCGCCUUUGUGCGCGAUGAUACGCACCCCGACAAUGGGCAAUACAUUCGCGAGCUUUUUGCUGCAAAGGCGUUCAUCGCGGUCGGCCUUGACUCCUCCGAGUUGGGCAACCCGCCCGAGAAGUUUGAGCGGCUCUUCCGCUACUGCCGCGAGGAGCUGCACGUGCCGUUUCUCGUGGCGCACGCCGGCGAGGAGGGCCCGCCGUCGUUUAUGUACAACGCCCUGGAUGUGCUGACGGUCGACCGCAUCGACCACGGCGUCGCAGCGCGCCUUGACGGCGAGCUGUGCAAAAGGCUGCGGCACCAAAACGUGCCACUGACGGUGUGCCCGACCUCUAACGUGGCGUUGUGCGUCUUCGACGACCGCGCCGCGUGCGGGGCUGCCGUGAUGGAUCUGGCGCUGACGGAGAAGCUGUGUGUGACGAUCAACUCCGACGACCCGGCGUACUUAGGCGGUGAUGUGCGGGAGAGCUACCGCAUUCUCGCCGAGACCGGCCGCCUGACGCCGGAGGUGCUGAAGCAGUUGGUGUUGAAUUCGUUCUACGGCAGCUUCCUCUCUGCCGCCCAGAAGCAGGUGUACGGGGAGCGGGUGGAGGAGGUAUACAAGGAUGUGUGCUGUCACGCGUUGCUGUACCGAAACGUGCGCCCAAAGAUUCCCUUGAUGGAGGAGGAGGAAGAAGAGAGGAAGAAAGCGGCGAAAAGGCUUCAGUGA
This is a messenger RNA of Leptomonas pyrrhocoris, 1655 nucleotides long. Its product is annotated as adenine aminohydrolase (AAH). The transcript has a single exon. Bases 489 to 1655 code for a protein of 388 amino acids. Gene Ontology annotation, biological process: adenine catabolic process; hypoxanthine salvage. NCBI's taxonomy places the organism in Eukaryota, Euglenozoa, Kinetoplastea, Trypanosomatida, Trypanosomatidae. The record is from RefSeq and is a predicted model, not a curated record. Gene Ontology annotation, molecular function: adenine deaminase activity. Gene Ontology annotation, cellular component: cytosol.